Strongylus vulgaris is the source of this 396-nucleotide messenger RNA. The record is from the annotation of a GenBank genome assembly. Lineage: Eukaryota; Metazoa; Nematoda; Chromadorea; Rhabditida; Strongylidae.
AUGUCAGGUCUAAUUCGACUCGCUCAACUCAAUCGGUUUUCUCGAACGGUCCCAUUAAGGCGCUAUGGAGGAUUUUUUGGUACUCGAAAGCACGAUGUCGAUCAUUUUAGAGAUUCUAUGAGAGGACAUCUCAUUCGCGGUGAAGCAGGAAGAAAGACAUUUUUGCGUAUCUUUACCUUGGUUGCAUUACCGUGUCUAGCUAUGGGCAUGUGGGUGGCUUACACAGACUUUGUAGCUCGAAAGAAACAUGAUCGCCCAAAAUAUAUACCCUAUGCUUUUCUUAACGUCAGAAAUAAGCCCUUCCCUUGGGGAGAUGGCAAUCACUCGCUAUUUCAUAACAAGACCGAGCAGUACGUUCCCGGGGUUGGUUUUGAAGAAGAACGAAAAAAGCGCUAA